GGGGGGAGGGGGGAGUUUGUAAUAGCGUUGAACCUGGAAGAGGAAACAAGGGGGCAGAUGGCGAGGAAGGUGGGCAGGGAACGAGCAAGCGCGCAUUUAGUGGCCAGGUCAAAACCCUGUUACUCUGGAUUAUUGCUGAUUUUACUCCCUCCAUUCUGCAGCGAGCCCGCACUCUUAUAGAAGAGUUAUUGACUCGGCUCUAUACAUCUCUCUGGGACGUGGAUCUUGGAAAAAGCCUCCGCAGCAUUGGUCUCUGUGCCUCUCGGAUUGCAGAGGAGUAAUUGGAGGUUUGUGGUCCAUCAGAUCUUGAAAGUUAACAGGAUCAGUCCUGUUUUCCCAUACAGUCUGUAUAUUGAAUCUGAAUGCUUUGACUGACAUGAAGAAAAGCAAUGGUCGUACAAGCCGAAAGAGACAAAGAAAGAGAUCUAGAAUAUUUUCAUCAUGUGGAGUAAGUCUUAGUCACAAAGAUGAAUAUAUACUACUGAAGAAGUGGUUGAAAGAAAAAGGCUGUAAUGUUAAUAAAUUAAGACCGGCACAGUUUCCAGAGACGGGAAGAGGCUUGGUGACCACAAAAGGCCUCCAGGUAGGAGAGCUGAUUAUUUCUUUGCCUGAAAAAUGUCUACUCACCACCGAUACUGUACUUAACAGCUACCUCCGGGAAUACAUUGUGAAGUGGACACCCCCCAUUUCUCCAUUGAUAGCACUGUGCACUUUUUUAAUAGCAGAGAAAUGGGCCCAAGAAAAGUCACCGUGGAAACCAUAUCUGGACCUCCUGCCUGAGAUAUACAGCUGUCCAGUUUGUUUGGAACAAAAAAUAGUGAACCUUUUUCCUGAACCCUUGAGAAGGAAGGCCCAUGAGCAAAGAAAACUGGUCCAGGAACUGUUUAUUUCUUCCCAGCAGUUCUUCUUUUCCUUGCAGCCUUUGUUUCCUAAAGAUGUUGCAUCUGUUUUUAACUAUCAGGCAUUCAAAUGGGCUUGGUGCACCAUUAAUACCAGAACAGUAUAUAUGAAGCACUCACAGAGGGACUGUUUUUCUAGAGACACAGAUACAUAUGCCUUAGCCCCAUACUUGGAUCUACUAAAUCAUAAUCCUACUGUCCAGGUGAAAGCUGGCUUUAAUGAAAAGACAAAGUGCUAUGAAAUAACAACAGUUACACAGUGUCACCAUUACAAUGAAGUUUUUAUUUGUUAUGGCCCUCAUGAUAAUCAACGUCUGCUUCUGGAAUAUGGGUUUGUUUCCAGGGAUAACCCACACAGCAGUGUUUACGUUGGGACAGAUACCUUGCUCAAAAAUGUAUUUCCAGAAGACAAACAAAGGCCCAAGAAACUUUCCAUCUUACAAGAGCACAAACUUUUGGAUGAUCUCACAUUUGGCUGGGAUGGUCCUUCUUGGAAGCUUCUUACUGCUCUCAAACUAUUAAGUCUUGAAGCAGACCAGUUUACUUCCUGGAAGAAAGUGGUCCUUGGUGAGGUAGUAUCAGAGGUAAAUGAAAAGAAGAGUUUGGAUCUUGCAGCAGAAAUAUGUAUGUCUUUGAUCAAGGAAACUCAGCAUGCCCUUCAGAAGGUUUCUCUCUUAAAACAUGAUUGUGAAUAUUUGAGGACUCAGCUAAAUUUGGUAGAGGCAUUGCGUACAGAAGAGCUAAGUAUUUUACAGCGAUCAUUGGAGAUGUUUCAAUGCUUACCCACCACAACAGUUUGAUCUUCAGUAUUCUGAAUGAAUCUUCAGAAGCCACAGAUUUAUUUAUUAUUUCUUUACUAUAAAAAUAUACUUCCUGUCUUUCUUUGCAAAGCAGGCACAGGGAGGAUUACUGCAACUUAUGCCAGAUAGGAUUCGCUGUAAAACAGUUUAAUAUCAAGUAUGGGAGCUCUAAGCAAGAUAGAUAGAGUCCUAAAUGUUAACAUUAAAUGAAAAGUAAGGGGAAAAUGAUGAAUCCAGAUGUACAAAGGCCAUUCCAGGGUGCAGGUGUCAUGAAGUAAAUGUCUUUCUUGUCUCGACUCACUUAAUAUUCAGUUACGAUGAGUGUGCAAGAAGGCUCUUUGAAGAUCAGCAAAAUUCCUUUGGACUUUGGAGAGUCUGAACUUCUGUGUUAGACUCCUGGUCAUUUUACCUUGUGAUGCUCUGAAGUGCUAUGUGAAAUUGAAGGGCCAAUUUUCUCUUCUGCAUUGUCAAAAUGUUUCAUGCCAUAUUCAAUCACACAUGUCCCCUUCUGGUACCGGAGCAUAGCAUGACUCAUUCAUUUUACAAUGUUUGGCUAAUAAGGACUAGAAAGGCCUAAAGCAAUGGUUCUCAACCUGUAGGUCCCCCAGGUGUUUUGGUCUACAACUCCUAGAAAUCUCAGCCAGUUUACCAGCUGUUAGGAUUUCUUGGAGUUAAAGGCCAAAACAUCUGGGUACCCAUAGAUUGAGAACCACUGGCCUAAAUGGUUAAAUGACUCAGGAAGUAAUUCAAUUAAACUACAAAAGGUAUUUCAAGGUACUUCUUUGCUUCUUUUAUGACAUCCAGGCUCUGUGUUCUUUUAAGGGCCUACAACAGUUCAGAACCUGAAAUCUCAAACACCCGGAGGACCAAAGGUUGAGAGCCACUGCUCUAGAGCAGUGGUUCUCAACCUGUGGAUCCCCAGAUAUUUUGGCCUUCAUCUCCCAUAAAGCCUAACAGUUGAUAAACUGACUGGAAUUUCUAGGAGUUGUAGGCCAAAACAACUGGGGACUCAAGUUGAGAACCACUGCUCUAGAGAGACUGAAACUGAAUGAGUGUUAAUGCUUAACAAUUGUCUGAAGCGGUGCAAAUGAAUUUCCAAAGUAUUGCUGCUGGUUCAGAAUAAAGACAACAGAGGCAAGAUCAAACAGAUCACUACAAUUGUACUAAGAUACUGAGAGUAUUACAAAGCAUUGCCAAGGACAGGUUCUGACAGUAGUGGUCUCUUGAAACCACACCUAAAAGCAUGUGUGCUAUUGUAAAGGUCUUGCAGAAUACACAGUGUUUCCAGAACAAUUAAAAAUAUGUAAGUCUACCUAAUGUUAACUGUAUCAAGCUCUAAAUAAUUAUGCUGGAAUGAAUAAAUAAUGAUUAGUUGUCUAAAUAA
This is a messenger RNA of Anolis carolinensis (green anole), 3083 nucleotides long. It is a transcript of the gene setd4, whose product is annotated as SET domain containing 4. Gene Ontology annotation, molecular function: protein-lysine N-methyltransferase activity; protein binding. The transcript has 11 exons. Lineage: Eukaryota; Metazoa; Chordata; Lepidosauria; Squamata; Anolidae. Gene Ontology annotation, biological process: peptidyl-lysine monomethylation; peptidyl-lysine trimethylation. The coding region runs from base 377 to 1699 and encodes 440 amino acids. The record is from RefSeq and is a predicted model, not a curated record.